This is a messenger RNA of Coccinella septempunctata (seven-spotted ladybird), 1524 nucleotides long. Its product is annotated as septin-1. The coding region runs from base 139 to 1209 and encodes 356 amino acids. Gene Ontology annotation, cellular component: septin ring; microtubule cytoskeleton; synaptic vesicle. The record is from RefSeq and is a predicted model, not a curated record. Gene Ontology annotation, biological process: cytoskeleton-dependent cytokinesis; cell division; regulation of exocytosis. The transcript is spliced from 6 exons. NCBI's taxonomy places the organism in Eukaryota, Metazoa, Arthropoda, Insecta, Coleoptera, Coccinellidae. Gene Ontology annotation, molecular function: GTPase activity; molecular adaptor activity; GTP binding.
GAUUUGAUUACCAGAUGGCAGUUGACAAAUUUUUUUAAUUGUUAAAGCUUUUUGAAUCAGGCCUGAUAAAAACAACUACAUCUAUCCUUCCAAAUACUAUUUAUUGUACUAAUCCAUUUAUUAAAAUCUGUCCUAAAUAUGUCGAGCGACUCUGUUAAAAGCUUUUCAAGCUUAGAAACUCCUGGCUAUGUUGGUUUUGCUAAUCUACCCAAUCAAGUACACAGGAAAUCGGUUAAGAAGGGUUUUGAAUUCACUCUAAUGGUGGUGGGGGAGUCAGGCCUUGGAAAAUCAACCUUAGUCAAUGCCCUCUUCUUAACAGACCUCUACCCAGAAAGGGUAAUCCCAGAUGCCACUGAAAAAAUGGCUCAGACCGUUAAAUUGGAGCCAUCCACUGUUGAAAUUGAAGAAAGGGGUGUUAAGUUGAGAUUAACCGUUGUCGAUACCCCAGGGUAUGGCGAUGCUAUUGAUAACACCGAUUCUUUCUCAGAAAUCAUUAGGUACAUUGAUGAGCAGUUUGAACGAUUUCUACGUGACGAAUCUGGUUUGAACAGAAAGAAUAUCAUCGAUAACAGGGUUCACUGCUGCUUUUAUUUCAUCUCUCCAUUUGGGCACGGAUUGAAACCUUUAGAUGUAGAAUUCAUGAAGCAACUCCAUAACAAAGUAAAUAUUGUUCCUGUUAUUGCAAAAGCUGAUGUUUUAACCAAGAAAGAGAUGACAAGACUGAAGCAAAAAGUAUUAGACGAAAUUAGAGAACAUGGUAUUAGAAUCUAUACACUGCCAGAAUGCGAUUCCGAUGAAGACGAAGAAUACAAAGAACAAGUACGCCAACUGAAAGAGGCUGUACCUUUUGCUGUAUGUGGAGCCAACACUUUGAUGGAGGUUAACAAUCGUAAGGUACGAGGAAGACUCUACCCCUGGGGCGUGGUUGAGGUAGAAAACCCUGAACAUUGCGACUUCAUCAAGCUGAGGUCGAUGCUCAUCACCCACAUGCAGGAUUUACAGGAGUUGACUCAGCAGGUGCAUUACGAGAAUUACAGAUCUGAGCGUUUAGCCAAGGGUGUUCCUCCUCCCAAAAGAAAUACUUUGAUUGAAGAUAAAGCCGGUUCUCUUACGGAAAAAGACAAAAUUUUGCAAGAAAAAGAGGCCGAACUGAAGAGGAUGCAAGAGAUGAUUGCUGCCAUGCAGGCGAAAAUGCAGAUGCAAAAAUGAAAGUGCCAUAAGUCGGUGAGGUGAUUAGAGUAGCGUUGCAUAUCCCGAAAUCCUAAAGAUUUAUACGCAAUGUACUUAUAAAUAAGAAUUUUACGAUUAUCUAUUAGAUCUGAAAUUGCUGAAUCUCUAUUUAGUCCAUUUUCAGUUUUAAUUUAAUUUGAAUUAUUUGAAAUGCUAUGACAUUUUGAUAUUUUUAUAUCUUGGAAUAUUUUAAGAGUUUUUUAAGUGCAUUAAUCUAUCUAGACAUAUUUUUUACUACUGCAUAGUUGAAAUAUUUUUUAUAUAAUUGAAAAAUUAAAUAUAUUUAAAGUAUUA